AUGGGAAACUGCUCCUCACUCACUGAAUUCUUUCUCUUAGGAAUAACCAAUAACCCUGAAAUGAAAAUGCCCCUGUUUGCCACAUUUUUAGUUGUGUAUCUCAUUAAUGUCCUGGCGAAUCUCAGUAUGAUCUCGCUCAUCAGAGUGGACUCCCAGCUUCACACACCCAUGUACUUCUUCCUCAGCCACCUCUCCUUCUCCGACCUCUGCUAUUCCAGUGCAGUUGGGCCCAAGAUGCUGGUGGACCUACUCACCAAAAGCAAAUCAAUUCCCUUUGCUGGCUGUGCCCUGCAGUUCUUCAUCUUCUGCAUGUUCAUAGAUGUUGAGUGCCUGCUGCUGGCCGUGAUGGCCUGUGAUCGGUACAAGGCCAUCAGCAACCCCCUGCUCUAUGCAGUGGACAUGUCCAGCAGGCUGUGCUCUGUACUUGUGGCCAGUAUCUACCUGUUGGCAGUAGUAGAUUCUUUGAUACAUACAUCAUUAGCAUUCCGCCUGUGUUUCUGUGGGUCUAAUGAGAUUAAUCAUUUCUUCUGUGAUGUCCCUCCUCUCCUCUUAAUAUCUUGUUCAGACACACAGGUUAAUGAAUUAGUGAUAUUCAACAUUUUUGGUUUUAUAGAACUGAGCACCAUCUCCGGACUCCUGAUCUCCUAUUGCUAUAUCAUCUUGUCAAUCAUAAAGAUCCGCUCUGCUGAGGGGAGGCUCAAAGCUUUCUCCACCUGCGCCUCUCACCUCACUGCAGUUUCCAUUUUCCAGGGAACCAUGCUCUUCAUGUACUUCCGGCCCAGUUAUUCCUACUCCCUGGAUCAGGACAAAAUGACCUCACUGUUUUACACCCUAGUGAUUCCCAUGCUAAACCCCCUGGUUUAUAGUCUACGGAACAAGGAUGUGAAAGAAGCCACAAAAAAGUUGAAAAAUAAAAUUUUGUCUUAG
This is a messenger RNA of Heterocephalus glaber (naked mole-rat), 927 nucleotides long. RefSeq names its product olfactory receptor 5W2. Gene Ontology annotation, biological process: G protein-coupled receptor signaling pathway. The record is from RefSeq and is a predicted model, not a curated record. Lineage: Eukaryota; Metazoa; Chordata; Mammalia; Rodentia; Bathyergidae. Gene Ontology annotation, molecular function: olfactory receptor activity. Gene Ontology annotation, cellular component: membrane.